Messenger RNA from Anarrhichthys ocellatus (wolf-eel), 4810 nucleotides. It is a transcript of the gene tbx5a, whose product is annotated as T-box transcription factor 5a. Gene Ontology annotation, biological process: regulation of transcription by RNA polymerase II; cell fate specification; cardiac left ventricle formation. Gene Ontology annotation, cellular component: nucleus; chromatin. The record is from RefSeq and is a predicted model, not a curated record. Gene Ontology annotation, molecular function: DNA-binding transcription factor activity, RNA polymerase II-specific; RNA polymerase II cis-regulatory region sequence-specific DNA binding. Lineage: Eukaryota; Metazoa; Chordata; Actinopteri; Perciformes; Anarhichadidae. The transcript is spliced from 9 exons. The coding region runs from base 405 to 1979 and encodes 524 amino acids.
GGAGGUGACGGACCUGCUCCUCUGGGACUCGGCUACAGCUUUACUGCUAGGUGCUACCACCGGGCUCGACUCACUAAACGGUCCUCAGCUGUAAAAUGCACAAUUAGGCGCCGAGCAGCCGCCUUGUUAGCUGUCACAGAGCGCCGCGAGGAUCUCCACGGUCACGGCUCCACUUGUCGGAAAUCUGGACUAACUGUGAGAGGAGGGGGAGAAAAAAAAGAAGGAUUCAUGAAGAUUCUGUGCAGCUUUAUCGAGCAGAACGCCUGGAUUAUCUGAUUUGGGACGGAGCGUUGAAACAUUGCAAAGACGAAGACUGUUUCUCUGUUGUGCCACCACCGUGUCCAACCGUAGCCUGCGACGUGUUUUGUUUUUUAGCUGGGACAGCAGUUUUCGGAGGUCAGGUCAUGGCGGACCAAGAAGAGACUUUUGCCCUUGAAAACUCUCCUAGUGGUUCGGAUUCAAGGGAAGUACAUUCCGAUAAUAAAUCAGAGAAACAGAACGGGACCUCAAACAAAACCUCAUCAUCUCAGACUUACAUUCAGCAGGGAAUGGAGGGAAUAAAAGUCUACCUGCACGAGAGGGAACUCUGGGUAAAGUUUGACGAGGUGGGGACGGAGAUGAUCAUCACCAAAGCUGGAAGGCGAAUGUUCCCCAGCUUCAAAGUGAAGGUCGCAGGAUUAAACCCCAAAACUAAAUAUAUUCUCCUGAUGGAUGUUGUUCCUGCGGACGACCAUCGAUACAAAUUCGCCGACAACAAAUGGUCUGUGACCGGGAAGGCAGAGCCCGCCAUGCCCGGCAGGCUCUACGUUCACCCGGACUCUCCUGCCACGGGGGCGCACUGGAUGAGGCAGCUCGUCUCCUUCCAGAAGCUGAAACUGACCAACAACCACCUGGACCCGUUCGGACACAUCAUCCUAAAUUCGAUGCACAAGUAUCAGCCGAGGAUCCACAUAGUGAAGGCAGAUGAAAAUAACGGCUUUGGCUCCAAAAACACGGCCUUCUGCACGCACGUCUUCCCCGAGACAGCCUUCAUCGCGGUUACGUCCUAUCAGAACCAUAAGAUAACCCAGUUGAAGAUUGAGAACAAUCCGUUUGCAAAAGGCUUUCGUGGAAGUGAUGACAUGGAGUUACACCGGAUGUCCAGAAUGCAAAGUACCAAGGAGUAUCCAGUAGUGCCUCGCAGUACGGUGCGCCAGAGAGUGGGCUCCAGCCAGAGCCCGUUCAGUGGGGAGGUCCAGGGCAUGGCCACCCCGAGCGCACUGAGCUCCCAGUACUCCCAGUGUGAGAACGGGGUCACAAGCACCUCACAGGACGUGCUGCCUCAGUCGGGCUCCUACCCCCUGCCACAUGAGCAGGGCCAGGACUACCACUGCAUCAAGAGGAAAGUGGAGGAUGACUGCCACUCAGGUGAGCAGAGCUAUAAGAAAGCCUAUCUGGAGAGCUCGUCCAGUGAGGAGGACCAUUACUACCGUCCGGUUGGCUAUGCCCAGAGCCUCGGCCUGGCCGGCGGGCCCUACCGCAGUGAAUCCAGCCAGCGGCAGGCCUGUAUGUACGCCAGUGCCUCGCAGGGUGCUGAGCCAGUUCCUAGUUUGGAGGACAUCAGCUGCAACACUUGGGCUAGCGUUUCACCCUAUGGAAGUUGCUCCGUCACCACCAUGCAGCCAAUGGACCGGCUGCCCUACCAGCACUUCUCUGCUCACUUCACCUCAGGGUCUCUGGUGUCCAGACUUGGCGGGGUCGGGGGCCACGCCUCUCCGCAGCUGGGCGAUGGCCACCACGCUGCCAUGUACCAGAGCUCCAUGACCCACCAGUCUCUGGGCCGCCAGUGCAGUCCUGGGGCUGGGAUCCAGUCGCCAGCAGCUGGCCUCCAGGGAAACGAGUACCUCUAUACACACGGCAUACCACGUACACUGUCGCCACACCAGUACCACACAGUACAUAGCGUGAGCAUCAUGCCAGAGUGGAACGAGAACAGCUAGAGCUUCUUUUUUUUUCACACUCAACAGAUAAAAAUAUUAAAAUGAAAAACAAAAAGGACCAAAACAAGGCAGGGUUUAGAUGAAUUUAUAUUUAUAUUUUUAGAGGAUGUGUUGCUGAUCAUCCUAUUGAGAUCAGUGUUGGUUUACUGACAGCAGUGGAUAUUGGUAAGAUUUUGUUAAAUUAGGAAAGCAAGCAUCUUAUCACUUAACUUGUGACAGCAUCUGCACUUAUAAGCAAAUAACACACACAUGAACAAAGAGGAGACGGACCAGAACAUGUGCAAAGACUGCUCAAGUGCAGAGAAAGCGAACACAGUGGAAAUUCAGACGCUGCCCCGAAGAACACAGAAAAAGGUUCAGUUGCUUUGCCAGCGGUCCCCAAGUUCAUGGUGUUCUUGUGCGAUGGUGUUUUUUGGAUGUCAAAGUAAAAAAAUUAUUAUUUUGUAUUCAUGUCCAGUUUUUGUGUAGAAAAAAGAUUUUUGUCUUCUUUGUCACAUUAUCCAGAGUUCUCAUUUUCUUUCCUUUUUUUGUAGUUAACCUACUUUAUAGUCAAAUUGCAAUAAGUUCAGAAUGAAUGAGCAGAUGGGAGCUUUUGUUGUGGCUCUUGGGAGAAUUAGCUUGCUCUUAAAUCAGUCCUGUAGCUGGGUACAUUUAAUCUUAAUGCCAUUAUGAGAAACAAGACAGUAAAGCUCACAAGUAGGACAGAACUUAAAAUGAAUAGUUUAUUCAUGCACGGACAUUUGGAGCACACACCCUCAGUGUUCAAACUGGAAACAGUGUUACAACAAAGCAGUGGUGAGCUCAGAGGAAGCACAACAAUGUAGCAACAAUGACAUUUCGGUGACAUUAAAGAAUACAGUAACAACCUGAACCAUAUUUCCCCUGUUUUUGCCAUCACAUCCAAAAUUGAAUCAAUUGAAAUGUAAUCCACUCAAUCUGUGAAAACAUCACUCAAACCCUGAGGAACUGAUUUUCUUUUCACACCGUUACUUGACCUGCCUACAUCCAGCUCUCCUAUUCACUGUCAGAUAUUCAUACUAACACAAUGACGCCCAUUUACAGAUUUUCGGUUGAUUUGAGAUUGAUACAGAUUCACAACAAGCAACAAAAGAAUAUAUAAUACAACACCAAACAUAUUGUCUUGAUCUUCUAGUAUGGAAGAAUUUUAGACUUCAAGUCAUCAUAUGUCCAGAAAAAACAAAUGAAUGUGAAGAUUUUCUCUGUGUCUGUAAGGCGAUGGGUUGCUAACACAUUACUACGUCAUAAAGGUGAUAAUAUGUCAGGGUUGAGCAGUUGUUGCCUUGUUGUGGUGUUCUUCUGACUUCAAGUGGCCAAAACAAUAAAUAUGAAUGCAGCUUUAAGGGGUUGCAAUUAUUGGAUCACAUCUACAUGAAGACUAGUAUUUGGAAUGAGACUGUCAUUAAGUUGAAAAAGCCAUGUGUUGAUCAGUGUUUAAGUUUGAGAUAGUGUUGAGAAAUUCAGAUGAGAAUACCAGAUUUUUGAACAUUGAACCCAGAUUUAAAACAUGUUUUUGAAAAAAUUAGCAAACACUUUAAACUGUUACUUUGAUUUGGGUUAACAUCAUAAAUACUGCAAUUCCAAAAACAUGCUCCGUUUUAACAAAUUGCCACAGUUGCCGAAACACAUUUCAGAUUUUAUUUACAGCUUUCGGUACAUUGAGCAGUACAGUACCGCGAGAAUGGAGGAACAACUGACAUUAGUUAUAAUCCAUCGUGUAGUGCAGAGGGCUCAUGAUGUGCCAUCAAAAAACAACUUGCAAAAUUAGAGAACUGCUAUUUUAUUUUUUUGUUCCAAAUUCUACAAAAAAAGCUUAACUACACUAAACAAAUCAUAAGAUAAGGCAAUCAUAUGAAGUGGAACUAUGGCACCAUGCAAAUAUUUUAACAUUUUCAAGAAAAUCUGGUCUGAAAAAAAAGUCAGUGUACAGCCAUAAAGUGUUUAAAAUGUUACCCCGCUGCCCAUUCUGACCCCAUCCCGCUUUGUGAUGUUGACACACCGGUAUAUUGGUUGGCAAGAAUACAUUAAUGGAUGCUAACAUGCUACCUGGCAUUCAAAGAUGGCACUUCCACCACAGUCUGUGUUGUGCAUACAUGUAGCUUGUUACAUCGGAAGAAGUCUAAAUCUAAAUAUUAGUAAUUAUUUGAAUUGUUAUUAUUUGGACCAUCCAUUGGGGAAAUAGGUGUGCCAAACUACAGCAGUGCAGUAUUUACUGUAAUUUCAGAUAGUAAAUAUUUUUUGCCCUCUUUUCUUGACAUACGGUAACAACCCUGCAAAGUUUGAAGGAGAUUUCUUAUCUUUUUGUAUAAGCUCUACUUGUAUGUUUCAUGCAGUCUCAUGCUUUACUCAGUGAACGUGUAUGCUCCCAAAUAUUUUGUAUUAAUCCCCAAAAUGGCACUUCUCUGACAAUCAAGCUAAAUCGACACUACCACACAGAUUGUAAAUUUGAAAACGUCAACAAAAUUUACUUGAUACACAUUGUGAAGCAGUUUCACCAUACACAUGAGUGUAUGUUAGAGGUAUGUUUUACAUGUGGACAAAGGCAACUUUUUAAAUGUGUAUAGUUGAUAGAAUACUAUUUGUCAAUAGUAUUUAUUUUUCAACUAUGUAACUUAGCUUGCUCCUGCAUGUGUCAAAGAUAGAUGGUCCCAUUUCUUUUUUUAUAGCCUGUUUUUUUUAUGAUUGUUUAUAGAAUUUUCUAAUCAUACGUAAAUAGAAAUCAGGAGAUUACUAUACAGCUGUCAAAAAGCUAUCAAAAUAAGAUUGAAACACAUGGAUAACUUUGUAAAUACACAUGUACAUAACAGAAUACC